Messenger RNA from Fonsecaea multimorphosa CBS 102226, 1713 nucleotides. RefSeq lists its product as uncharacterized. The record is from RefSeq and is a predicted model, not a curated record. The transcript is spliced from 2 exons. Gene Ontology annotation, molecular function: DNA-binding transcription factor activity. Gene Ontology annotation, biological process: regulation of DNA-templated transcription. Lineage: Eukaryota; Fungi; Ascomycota; Eurotiomycetes; Chaetothyriales; Herpotrichiellaceae. The coding region runs from base 1 to 1713 and encodes 570 amino acids.
AUGAGUUACUCUGCUUCGCAAUCGAGCAUGUCUCAGCUCAACACCACUUUUGACCCUGACUACGAUUCCUUCCUCAAUAUCGAGAAUGACUUCACACCUGCAACGACCUCUCCAGACAUCAAGUCAGUCCCCAUGCUGACCCCUCAAUCAUCCAUCCCAGGCUCUGCAACCUUUGCUACGAGCUCGACUCCUACCACGUUCCCGGGACCAAGCUUUCAGUACGAUCGGUACCACCAACAGACUGGCAUCCCUAUUGGCGCCCUUGCCAGCACUUUCAACAUCAACAAAGCGACCGGGCUACAAUACCAUGAGGGAAAUGGAGGCUUUAUUAUGCCCACCGAGACUCUGAACAUGCCAUUGAGUGACUUGGACGACUUCGACUUCUCCCGCAAUCCAGCUGAUAUGGAUUUCGAGACGGAUUCGCCAAACGGUCUUCCAGCCCUGUUCUAUCCUGACGCAGCAUCGGGUCCGGCUCAAUUCGUUAGCCCGACCACAUUGGUGGCCCAGAACAACACCGCUUCUACCCCCAUCAAACGAAUCUAUCCCGGAAUGCACAGUCAGCAGGCGGCUCAGGCCAAGGCCCAGCAGGCUCAAAAGCAGGAACAGAUGGCACGACAACAGCAACAUCCGCCCCAGACCCAGAAACCUCUCCCGGGUCCAUCACCGGCUAAGGCUCAGCCGCCCAAAGACCCCCUUGUUGAAGAAAGCAUCUCCAAAGUCUUGAAUCGGAUGAGGCAAGCCAGUGCUGUCUCCAUGUCCGAUGAGGACAGCUCCCCCUUGACUGGAAUGUCCAAUAUGCCUCGCAUCAAGAAGGAUGAAGAUGACAUGGACGAGGACGAACGUCUCCUGGCCAGCGAGGAAGGGAAGAAGUUGUCUAGCAAGGAACGUCGCCAACUCAGGAACAAAGUUUCUGCCCGUGCAUUCCGUUCCAGAAGAAAAGAAUACAUUUCUCAACUGGAAGGAGAAGUUGCUGCCAAAGCUCAGGAGGCCACUGAUUUGCGUGCUCAGAACCAACAACUACGGGAGGAGAACAACCGUCUCACCGACCUUACUCGGAUGUUGCUCUCAUCACAGGCCUUUUCCGGGUUCUUACAUGAGCUCAGCCAGAGUGGCCUACCGGCGCCGAACGUCCAGGGCAACCCUCAGCAGCAAAAAACUGUUCAGAACAAGCCCCAGCCCCAGCCUGUCAAGAAGGACGUCAGCUCAGAUGAGGCUGCUCACAACAUGCAUCUUCAGCAGCCUCAAGUUGGAAUGGCCCUAAUUCCAGACACACCAGUUGAUUUCUCUGCCCUUCAACCGGCCAAUGGCUGGCUGAAUGCUCUCCCCACCAACGACUUCCAAGUCUAUGCCGUCACCAGCUUACCGGAACUCCCUGUUCUGGAUAUCGAAAGUCUAUCAGGAAAGCCCAAAUCAAGCCAGGGCUCAAGUAAGGGGUCAAAAGACACACCCCGUAUUCCCGAUCUCCCGGCUGAAGUGGCAAGUCACACGGCAACGGCAACGACUCAAGUUGAUGAAUCUGUCCCUCUCGACAGAGAGAGCUUUGCAUUGUACUUCGAUCCACCGGUCUCUCCCGAUGAAUUUUCUAUGUCAGAUUGUACGGAGCAGGAUACGGAACUUUCUGAUGAGGAAAAGGCGGCUAACUUGGAAUCAUUGUGCCACGAUCUUGACGAGACUUGUGACAAGGUCGCGCAGCACAUGUCGCAUAUGAGAUGA